AUGGACCCCUCAGGCUCUCUACCUCCCCCUUCCCUGUCCACCUUCCCUGUGAUUCCUAACUUCUCUUUCUCUUCCCCGUCACCUUCUGUCUCUCCCUCACCCAGCCGGGCCUCCACCGCUCUCUUCUGCUCCCUGCUCUCCCUGCUCUCUCUACUGGGCAUCACUGGAAACCUCUACACCCUGGUCCUACUCCUCAGGCGCAGGAGAAGCAGAAGAAGAAGUGGUUCUGGCCUGAAGUGUUGUUUUAUCAGAAUCCCGGCACCGUCUUGCCUGACCAAUUCCACUUCUCCCUCCUCGUCUCCAACACCCCCGUCCUCCUCCUCUUCACUUCACCUGCAGGUGCUGAGUCUGGCUCUAGCAGACCUCCUCUACCUCUUUACCGCCCCAUUCAUAGUUUAUGAUAGCCUGGCAUCUGGCUGGGCAUUUGGGGAGCUGGGCUGCCGCCUCCUCUUGAGCCUGGACCUCCUCACUAUGCACGCUUCCAUUUUCACCCUCACAGCCAUGAGUCUGGAUCGUUAUCGGGCAGUGGCUCAUCCCCUCCACACGUCCUCCACAAACUCCUCUGGUUUGUUACGCGUAAGCCUGGCCUGGGGUUUGGCUGUGGCUCUGAGCCUGCCCAUGAUGAUCACCUUACACCUGGAGGACGGGGAGGACCAGGAGGGUCAGCUCUGUGUACCAGCCUGGGACGAGCAAAGCUCCAAGGCCUAUCUCAGCGUGCUCUUCUGCACAAGCAUUCUGGGCCCUGGUCUAGCCAUCGGCGCACUUUAUGCUACAUUGGGUCGCCUUUACUGGGUGUCACAGACCAAACCUGCCUGGGUGACUGGGAGCAGUUCAGCGUGUCCUCCUCGAGCCCCUAAACCAAAAGUUCUGCUCCUCAUCCUGGGAAUUGUCCUGGCCUUCUGGGCUUGCUUCCUCCCAUUCUGGAUCUGGCAGCUGCUACCUUUGUAUCAACCGGACAUGCUGCGGACGGUCCCAGUUGGAACGCAGGUGACUGUGAACCGGAUCCUGACAGGAUUGACUUACGGAAACUCGUGUGUGAAUCCUUUCUUCUACACGCUGUUGACUGGCAAACGACAACGCAAUCGGCCAACAUUCACUUCAGCAAAUCAGUUGUGCCGUAAGAGCAGCCCGGUGCAGUAA
Messenger RNA from Synchiropus splendidus (mandarinfish), 1140 nucleotides. RefSeq names its product urotensin-2 receptor 3 (gene uts2r3). Gene Ontology annotation, molecular function: urotensin II receptor activity. NCBI's taxonomy places the organism in Eukaryota, Metazoa, Chordata, Actinopteri, Syngnathiformes, Callionymidae. The record is from RefSeq and is a predicted model, not a curated record. The coding region runs from base 1 to 1140 and encodes 379 amino acids. Gene Ontology annotation, cellular component: membrane. Gene Ontology annotation, biological process: neuropeptide signaling pathway. The transcript has a single exon.